AUGUCUUGACUCAUGUGUUUCAUAUCUAAGCCAACAACAUGACAAAAACAAUGCUUUCCCAAAUGUAGCAUUGAUUUCAUAUAUGUUGGUAAAUUUUUCAUCUGAAUUUUGUUGUUGCAGCAAUGGCAUCCCAUGCAGCUUUGGCCUCUUCAAUAAUCCUACCCUUCACAAAGCUUCCUUCCAAGCCCUCUCCUGCUCAAUGCUUCUCAAAGAAGCUUGAAGUAUCAGAGUUCUCUGGUCUCAAAUCCAGUGGCUGUGUUACUUUUGCAAAGAAUGGUAGGGAAGCUUCAUUCUUUGAUGCAGUGGCUGCCCACCUCACCCCAAAGGCUAAAGGAUCAGCUCCUGUCAAGGGAGAGACCGUGGCGAAGCUGAAGGUCGCCAUCAAUGGGUUCGGGCGCAUUGGGAGGAACUUCCUCCGCUGCUGGCACGGCCGCAAGGAUUCUCCACUAGAAGUGGUGGUCGUCAACGACAGCGGUGGCGUGAAAAACGCUUCUCACCUGCUCAAGUACGACUCGAUGCUUGGCACUUUCAAGGCCGAGGUGAAAGCAGUGGACAACGAGACGAUCAGUGUGGACGGGAAGCUCAUCAAGGUUGUCUCCAACAGGGACCCUCUCAAGCUUCCUUGGGCUGAGCUAGGCAUUGACAUUGUCAUCGAGGGGACUGGUGUUUUCGUCGAUGGUCCGGGAGCAGGCAAGCACAUCCAGGCCGGAGCCAAGAAGGUGAUCAUCACUGCCCCGGCCAAAGGGGCCGACAUCCCUACCUACGUCGUUGGUGUGAAUGAGCAGGACUAUGGCCACGAGGUCUCGGAUAUCAUCAGCAAUGCUUCUUGCACCACCAACUGUUUGGCUCCCUUUGUGAAGAUUUUGGAUGAAGAAUUUGGCAUUGUGAAAGGAACAAUGACAACUACUCACUCAUACACUGGUGAUCAGAGGCUUCUAGACGCUUCACAUAGGGACCUGAGGCGAGCACGGGCGGCGGCGCUUAACAUCGUGCCAACGAGCACGGGAGCGGCGAAGGCAGUGUCCUUGGUCUUGCCGCAGCUGAAGGGGAAGCUCAACGGCAUCGCCCUGCGGGUCCCGACGCCCAAUGUGUCGGUGGUGGAUCUCGUGGUGAAUGUGGCGAAGAAAGGAAUCUCGGCCGAGGAUGUGAACGCCGCGUUCCGGAAGGCGGCGGACGGCCCGUUGGCCGGCGUGCUGGCGGUGUGCGACGUGCCUCUAGUCUCGGUGGACUUCCGGUGCAGCGACGUGUCCUCCACCAUCGACUCGUCGCUCACCAUGGUCAUGGGCGACGACAUGGUCAAGGUCGUCGCUUGGUACGACAAUGAAUGGGGAUACAGCCAAAGGGUUGUGGAUUUGGCUCAUUUGGUGGCAGACAAGUGGCCGAGUGGUGUUGAAGAGGGGAGUGGAGACCCUUUGGAGGAUUUUUGCAAGACUAGUCCUGCAGAUGAGGAAUGCAAGAUUUAUGAAUAAUCAUUUUAGGAUCUAAAUUUUCGUUAUUUUUCUUCUCAUGGGAAUUCUUGUUUAUCGAAAUAUUGAAAGCCAGAUCUAUAAACUUAUACUUAAUAAUAUAUCGUUUUGAAUUGUGUGAAA
Molecule: messenger RNA, 1589 nt
Organism: Salvia splendens (bonfire salvia)
Lineage: Eukaryota; Viridiplantae; Streptophyta; Magnoliopsida; Lamiales; Lamiaceae
Product: glyceraldehyde-3-phosphate dehydrogenase B, chloroplastic
Exons: 9
Coding region: 123-1469 (448 amino acids)
Biological process (GO): glucose metabolic process
Molecular function (GO): NAD binding; oxidoreductase activity, acting on the aldehyde or oxo group of donors, NAD or NADP as acceptor; NADP binding
Source: RefSeq, a predicted model, not a curated record